AUGGUACGAGCGUGGAUUUCUCCCUCAAGUGAGCCCUCCUCGAGCCUCCAGAUUACGAUUUCCGGAAUGCCUACGAAGAAGCCACGUUCGGUGGCCUCUGAACAAAAGUCCAAGGCCACGAAAAAGCCAGCAAUCCUCGAGACGUCGAAGUCUGUCGAAUUCAAGCCAGCCUUCGAUGGGAGAGGCGAUAGAGCUGGGAGAGUCCGAUACUUGAGCAAAGAGUACUGCUUGAGAGAUGACGGCAACCCGAAAGAGCUGGGGGCCGUGAUCAGCCCUUUAGAAAGACAGAGGAAGUGGCAGAGGCAGGAAGAAGAACUCCGGGGAAUGGUUCUUUCUCCAUCAAACGGCACUUACCUCCUCACAGGCCGUGAUCAUUACGAUGGCCAUUUCUACUCUAGAGGCCGCGAUGGAUACAACAGCCCUUUCCACUCUAGAGGCCGCGAUGGCUACAACGGCCCUUUCCAUUCCACAGGCCGAGAUGGCUACAAUGGUCCAUUCGAUUGUGUAGUGACAGGAGAAGGGGCCAAAUACGCAUUUGAGCUUAACCUCGCGAGGAGCCUCAGCGAGCAUUUCAGCUAUCCAAGUAUGAACCUGAAACCAAAGUGA
Mytilinidion resinicola is the source of this 606-nucleotide messenger RNA. RefSeq lists its product as uncharacterized. The transcript has 3 exons. The coding region runs from base 1 to 606 and encodes 201 amino acids. Lineage: Eukaryota; Fungi; Ascomycota; Dothideomycetes; Mytilinidiales; Mytilinidiaceae. The record is from RefSeq and is a predicted model, not a curated record.